AUGGAUCCCCCACCAGCACUUGACCAUAUAAUCAUCCAGCUCCCACACAAGAACAUCCUUGACCCUCCAUCCUGGAUCACGGACGUUUUUACUAUCACGCCUGGCGGUCGCCAUGCACACAACAAAACAGAGAAUAAGCUCAUCGUAUUCAAGGACGGGACGUACAUCGAGCUCAUCGCCUUCAUUGACGACUCCCCCAGCAACCGUGAAGGCCAUUGGUGGGGCGACAAAGAUUACGGCUUCAUCGACUGGGCCCUUACUUCGUCAGAUCCGCAGGACGUCGAGAUUGUACGAUCGCGAUUGGAGAAGCUGAAUCAGCGGGACUCACUGGCGGUCAGCUAUGGAGCUGCUCAGGAAGGUGGCAGGCGCAGAGCGGAUGGCCAGGAAGUCAAGUGGAAUGUCACGUUCCCUUCUGGCGACAUUAAAAGAGGGGAGGUGCCGUUUUGGUGCCAUGACCUCACGCCGCGGGAGUUGCGGGUACCGGUGGAUGAGACUGCUACUUCACAUCCAUGCGGUGCAGUUGGUGUAGCGAAGGUGUGUUUGGCGGUGCCGGAUUCGAAGCGCUCAGCUUACGAGAAAUUCUAUUCUGCGCUCUUGGGGCGGCAAGGGGGAGGUCUGCAGACAGAAUCCAUGGACGAGGAGUAA
This is a messenger RNA of Coniosporium apollinis CBS 100218, 645 nucleotides long. RefSeq lists its product as uncharacterized. The record is from RefSeq and is a predicted model, not a curated record. NCBI's taxonomy places the organism in Eukaryota, Fungi, Ascomycota, Dothideomycetes. The transcript has a single exon. The coding region runs from base 1 to 645 and encodes 214 amino acids.